AUGGAGGAGAACUCGGAGAACAAACCCAAGGAGCCGAAGGCGAAGCCGAAGGCUAAGGCCUCUGGCAGGAAGUUGCAGUCAAAGAAGGGGAAGGAAGCCCAGCCAGCAUUGACCUCGAUCAUUGGGAAUGGCGAACAGCCUGACCGAGAACAGGGGAACCAAGAGAUCACAGAGGUGGAGGCCUCCUCUGAGAACCUCAACGAGGACGCCGACAACGAGGCCCUGCAGCUCAACAUCACUGAGGAUCAGUCGUUGAGUCCUCCGUCGCACACGAUCAUGAGGCCCAAGCGGCCGAAGGAGGAGAAUCUCAACCGCUUGCGGAAGCUCAUCAAAAAGCUUGAAGACCUGGAGCCCAGAACGACUGGACCCUAUUUCGAGAAUGAAGACGACCCUGAACUUGAACCAGGAAACAAUGACGAAGCUGAACUGGAGACCGAUGAAGACCAGGAAGAUAACGAGGCUUAUGAGGACCACGAACGUCAGACAGCUGCAGAGCUUUUUCUCAAGGGAGGAACGGAAAGGUUUAGGAGCUUGUCCAGCCGAGACGAGAAGGAAGUGCGGAUGGCGCUUUGCUGCAUGUUCUACCUAAGGGCCGAACUCACCCUCAGGAGGACCUCAGAGUUCUUGAUUUUCCUACUGGGCGAGGCCCGCCUUCGCUUGGAGGAGGAUUUGGAAGAAGGGGAACGUUUGGCAAGCAUGCAUGGCAAAGUCCAGCAGACAGCCAUCGUGCUGGUUGAGAAGCUCCGCGAGAACGACCAGGAGAUGCUUUGGUGCACCAAAGCCGGGGUAUGCAUUCUGGUGCAAUUUCAGCUUGGCGACGCCCGACUCUUCUUUGCUCGCCCUUCGUUGCAACAGAUCAUGCUCGAUAUGUGGCAGGGUGUUCGUCCAGACUACUUCGAGCGAAACUGGUGCCAGCAGCUGCGAGUUUGGAUGAGGCUGCUCCUGUUUGGCUCAGCCAAUUUGGUCAUGGUCCCUCUUUUUGCAGUGGCACCCGGUGUUGAGAGCUAUCUUCAGUGCAAGGUGAUCUUGCGUGCAGACCAGACCCGGCAAGAAGAAGAGGACCGUUGGAAGCGCAUACUCAAGAAACAAAACAAUCAGUGGCCAUACAGGUUUGAAAAGAAGGGGAAGGUUUGUUGGGACAAGGAGGACUUCGAGAAAGCUGUCCGGGAGGAAUGUCGCGAGCAAGUCUUCCAAGUUCAAAGCCGCAUGCCGCUGCUCAUUCCGCGCUACAAGAAAUACUUAGCCAUCCUUACAAACCUAGGCUUCGCUGCUUAUUUGAUCGCAGAGAGGCCGGAAGGGGCCAACGUCCCAGUGGUGCUGGUCCUUAGUGCCGGCGCUUGGUUGGGCGAGGUCGCCCAGCUGGUGAGCUUUGCAAAUGCCAAAGCUGGCGCUCGCAAUUCCUUCCUCUUUUGGUUUAUGGAUCGGGUGAACGUCAUGGAGUUGGUCGCCUUCACGUGCAUUGCAUGGACCACAGUGCUGGUCUUGAUUGACAAACAAUCAGUGGAGUUCGCACAGCAGUUCAAAGCCUUAGGCGUGCUCUUCUUGGGCAUUUCUCAAUUCAUGGCCAUGUUGCGCAUGAGUUCCGUCUUCGGCCCACUGGUGUCCAUGACGAUGAACAUGAUCGUGGAUAUGAUCCAGUGGGUGGCACUACUCUUUCCAAUGAUUGCAUGUGUUGUGGCUGCCCUGGUGACUCUCUUUAAGACUCGAAGUAAGAGCUGCGUGCCCUUUGGCUUCGACUAUCUGAAGGGAGUGGUCAGGUUCUUCGAAGCCCAAAUCGGCGGCGAGAUGCUGCAAGACUCUUUAGAGUGCCUGCGUGGUGCUGAAUCGCCUGCCCAAUUCACUGGGCCACUCAUCAUGAUGCUGGGGAUGUGGAUGAUCAUGAUCCUCAUGCUGAACAUGCUCAUUGCCAUGAUGGCGAAGACCUUUGAUCGCAUCUACGAAUCUGCCAUGGUGGAUUUUCAGUAUCAUUUCAUCGGGAAUUUGCUGCAGAUGAUCGAAGAGCCUGCGGUGCCGCCCAUCUUGCGGACUUUGGGGGUGCCUUGGAGGAUUUGCUCCACCUGCUGGUGGUGGAUUUACCAAAGAGGCAGCAAGCUUUCUGAGAAAAUUGGCACAACACAGAAGGCGCAACAAAAAGUAAAGUUGCGCGAGUCGAGCUUUCAUGAUAUGCAGAAAGAGCUGCAGGAAAGAGAAGAUAAAGAAGCAGAUAUUCUGAAAGCAAUGAAACUCAGAUUUCUUGACAAGAAUCUUACACAUGAAGAUUGCAUCAAGAUGCUCUACGCCUUUGUGACCGAGUUUAUCUCGGAGCAUGCCUCUGACACGCAGGUGCAAGACGAUCUUUGGCGGAAGCAAAUGGCACAGAAGCUUUUCUUGAUGGAUAUCAAGCUAGAGACCAAGGUGGAUACUUUGAGAACACAGCUUGAUGAAAUGUCAAAGAACAUGAAGAGCAUUGAACAAUCGCUCCAAAAGCUGACCGGAAAUUCUGCGGAUUCUAGCCUGCAGAGUAAGCCUGACGUGGAGGGAGUUCAGAAAGAUACCACCUCUUGGGGCUAG
Durusdinium trenchii is the source of this 2550-nucleotide messenger RNA. Lineage: Eukaryota; Dinophyceae; Suessiales; Symbiodiniaceae. The record is from the annotation of a GenBank genome assembly.